UUGUCGCUGACAUCACCUGCUUCCAGAACAGAGCCAGACUUCGUGGAGCGAGGUUCAUCUGUGACAUGGCGUGUCUCCAGGUGUGGGGGUUCUUCAGCCUCGUCGUCCUCUCCGCCGCCCAGAGCACCACACUCAGCCCUGGCCCUCGGCCCUCCUACCUGCUGCUGACCCCCAGAUUCCUCCGUCCUGAAGUCCCUUCAUCAGUGUCGGUCUCCAUCCUCACCACCUCGCCGGUCGUUGUCUCUGCUCACAUUGUUCAUGGAAACCAGACCGUGGCCUCGGAGUCGAUGACAGUCGAAGGAGGUUCAACUAAGCUGCUGACUCUUCCACCUAUCCCCGACAGCCAGUCCAGCUACUGGCACCCCUACAGCCUGGAGGUCAAAGGUCACGUGGGUGGCAUCCAAGUUUUCUCCAACUCAACAGAACUGCGCUUUCACCCCAAAGGCUUCUCCACCUUCAUUCAAACAGACAAGCUGAAUUACCUGCCGGGGCAGGUGGUGAAGAUCAGAGCGGUGUCCAUUCACCCCGACGGGAGGCCCUUCACCCGCCCGGUGGAUCUCAGCAUCACAGACCCGAGGGGAAACGUGCUCAGACAGUGGCUGUCCGUGGACGGCGUCCUCGGGGUCGUGUCCAAAGAGUUCCAGCUGUCUGAAAACCCUCCUCUGGGUGAAUGGACCAUCGUCACCGGAGUCAAUGGUGUUUCAAGUGGGAAGCAUUUCAACGUGGCUCAUUAUGUGUUGCCAAAGUUUGAGGUUGUGAUUGACGCCCCGGACGUCAUUUAUCAUAAGGACAGUCUGCACGGCUCCGUCACAGCAAAGUACCUGUACGGGAAACCUGUUCAGGGACGCAUGAAUAUAACAUUCCUUCAUCACUUUCAUGGCAUUGUAGAGGUUUAUAAUGAAAAGAAAGAGAUCGAUGGCACCGAAGAAUUCACGUUUGAUGUUCCCACCUACAACCCCAGGAAUCAGAGAGCUCUAGAAAUGGUCUUCUAUGAUGAAUACAUGAAUGACGAGUUCCUGAUGAUUCAGGUUAAUGUGACUGAACACCUGACAGGUCGCACAUAUUUCAGUACGACAAAGGUUUCUCUGGCAAAACACAAAUAUAAACUUUCCUUUGAUGGUUAUCCACAAAUACUGAGACCCUCGUUAAACUUCACUGCCAGGCUGAAAAUAUGUACAUACAACAAUGAACCGCUGUCAAUGGAGGAUCAGCUGAAGAUGGUUCACAUGUCAGUGAUGCAACGAAAGCAAAGUCCGUGGAGUUGGAAAAUGGACGAGGUAGAAGAAAUGAUGCCUCGUUCAUCACACGUGUCAGGCCCUUCGAGAACGCCUCCCCACCCAGAGGAGAUGCCGCCGAAAGACAUGGGGUUUCCUGUCCCUGCAGAUGGAGUCAUACCCCUUUUCAUUCAAGUCAUGAAUGAAACUGAAACACUCACCAUUGAUGCUUCUUUUGAGGACAGCCAAAGCACUCUUCAGCUCUACAGAAGCUACACAUCCCCCAGUCACUCCUACCUGCAGGUUCAGAAACCCGCCAGACCUCCAGAGGUUGGUUCACCACUCCUGCUGCACAUUGAAGGGAAUUUUCCAAUAACCGAGAUUCACUACAUAGUGAAGUCCAGAGGUCAGGUGGUUUCUGCUGGGAAAAGCUCAGGUGAUCUAACGCUGGUCCCAGAAAUCUCCUGGGCUCCUCUGGCCUGCGUCAUCGUCUACUGUGUCCAUCCUGAUGGAGAGAUCGUCAACGACGUGCUCCAGCUGCCCAUCACCCAAACUUUACGAAACAAGGUGUCUCUGAGCUGGAGCAAUACUAUGAGCAGACCAGCUGAAGAGGUCACACUGAGGGUCGCGGUGGAGGAGCCCGGCUCUCUGGUCGGGAUCCUGGUGGUCGACAAGGCGACGCAGUGGACGGGAUCACGCAACGACAUCACCAAGGAGAGGGUGCUGGAGGAGAUUAACGAGUACGUCGGUUCCGCGGCCGACGCCUACUCUGACAUGUUGACAAUGGGAGAUCCAUACUCUGUCUUCAAGACAUGUGAUCUUGUGGUUCUGACUGAUGCCUGUUUACACACGAUGCAAAAUCCGCUGAAGCCUGUAUUUCCAGGGGAGGGAAUAUAUGACAUGGAGCAGACAGACGGUCCUCAUGUACAGCAACAACAGGAGCCACGAGAGCGGUGGAAGUUUCCAGAGACCUGGAUAUGGCUGGAUACCAACACAGGUAAUUCAGACACAGCAGAGAUAACCCUGACUGUACCAGACACCAUCACAACCUGGACUGCCACCGCCUUCGUCAUGUCUGAGAACCUGGGUCUGGGCAUCGUAGAGAGGCCAGCGCAGCUCACAGUGUUCCAGGAUUUCUUCCUGUCCUUGAAUCUGCCGGCCUACAUCAUCCGAGGAGAGGAGCUGCUGCUGGAGAUCAUUCUGUUCAACUACCUCCCGCAGGACCUGGAGGUCAUGGUGAUUGUCGCAGAGAGUGGCGCCUUCGAGUUCGUCUUCCCGGACAACGAGGAGCUCUCCAUGCCCAGUGUUCGUCGGGUGUCUGUGGGGAGAGAGAGCGGGACGUCCGUCCUGGUUCCCAUCAGGCCGCUGGUCCUCGGAGAAAUCCCCGUCUCUGUGAAGGCCGUGUCGUCUGCGGCGUCUGACUCGGUCCGAACGACGGUGCUCGUCAAGGCCGAGGGACUCGAGCAGUCGUUCUCCACCUCGCUGCUGUUUGAGCUUUCUGCAUCGCAGUCGAGCCUUUCCAGACGCGUCACGUUCACCUUCCCAGCAGAUGUGGUGGAGGGCAGCGAGAGAGCCUCAGUGACGGCCGUCGGCGACAUCCUCGGCCCGUCCAUCAGCGGCCUGGACUCUCUGAUCCAGAUGCCUCAUGGCUGCGGCGAACAGAACAUGAUCAACUUCGCGCCAAACGUCUACGUGCUGCAGUACCUGAGCGCUACGGGACAGACGAGCCAGGACGCCACGGACAGAGCCGAGGACUUCAUGAUGAAAGGUUACGAGCGACAGCUGUCCUAUCAGAGAGCGGACGGCUCCUUCAGCGCGUUCGGAGACCAGGACUCAUCCGGAAGCACCUGGCUGACGGCGUUCGUGCUGAGGUGUUUCCUGCAGGCGCGGCCGUUCAUCAGCAUCGACGCCAACGUGCUGCACAAAGCCGCGGCGUGGUUAGGAUUCCAGCAGGGGGCUGAUGGGAGGUUCGAGGAGCCCGGCCGGGUCAUCCACACCGAGCUCCAAGGAGGCCAGGACGGCCCCGUCUCCCUGACAGCCUACGUCCUCAUCGCCCUGCUGGAGGACACUGACGUCAGGGCUCAGUACGGCAGCCAGGUGUCGGCAGCCCUGCUGUUCCUGGAGACUCGUCUGGCUCUGGGCGUCUCCAGUAACUACAGCCUCAGCCUGCUCGUCUACGCCCUGGCUCUGUCCGGCAGCUCCAGCGCCGACACGGCUCUCAGUGAGCUGAUUGGACGAGCUGAGAUGAGAGACGGCGUGCCGACGUGGUCCUCCCCAGACGCCGGCCUGUCGUCGUCGUGGCAGCCUCGCUCCGCAGACGUGGAGAUGGCGUCCUACCUGCUGCUCGCUCAGUACAAACUGGGUCACGUGGCGGACGGUCUCGGCCUCAUGAAGUGGCUCAGUCAGCAGAGGAACCACAGGGGAGGAUUCGGAAGCACUCAGGACACCGUCGUGGCUCUGCAGGCUCUGUCCACGUUCGCCGCUCUCGGCGGGUCUCACGACUUCGACCUCACCGUCAGAGUGAACACUGACGCCUCGACCGCCGUCGCCUCCUUCCACAUCCACGGGGGCAACCACCUGCUCCAGCAGCGUCAGCAGAUCCAACCGGAGGAGGAGCUGCACCUGGAGGCGACUGCAGAGGGUCGCGGACUCGCUCUGGUUCAGCUCAACGUGUUUUACAACAUCAGGAAUGAGGAGCUGACGAGGAGGAGACGAGAGGCCGGCGAACACGAGGCAUUUCAUCUCUACGUCGAGCUGUUUGACACAGACAUAGACUCAGCACAUCUGUACAUCUGCAGCAGCCUGAGGGAGGAUCUGGGUCUGAAUGCGACCGGCAUGGCGAUCCUGGAGGUCGGCGUGCUGAGCGGCUUCAGUCUUCCUCCUGACGGCGUCCAGACCGACGGGGUCGUGAGGAAAGUGGAGACCCGGCCCGGGAGCGUCAUCCUGUACCUGGACUCAGUGACGACAGACGAUCUGUGUCUCGUGAUUCCUCUGGUCAUGGAGCAUAAAGUCGCCAAAGUCCAGGAGGCGACCGUUCUCAUCUAUGACUAUUAUGAACCAAGACGGAGGACGGCGCGGACGUACAAAUCGGAGUGGAGGAGUGACAUGUCCGCCUGCUCGUUCUGCGGUGAAGACUGCAGCGAGUGCAGAAUGGACGGACGCUUUGAGCUCAACGCUGCGUCGCACAGCCGCCGCCACUUCCUGCUGACCAGUUCACCUCCCGCUCUGCUCCUCCUCUUCGUCACCAGCGUCUUCGGGGUGUAAAUAAAAGCAAACGAACCCCAGUUCAGGCUGUAGAUGUGUGAAUUUGUCAGCGUCAGUGACAUUUCUACAGCGGGAAAGUGGCUGCGUUUAUACGCACGUGUCACAUGACGGCUUUUUCAACUGGUUAUUCACGUCACAUCAUCACAACUAGUUUGGAGACAAUAUGAGAUGUACACAAUUUAUAUGGAGUUUUACUUGUGUAAAUAUAUUUACAUUCAGCAUGAAGGUCGUCCCCUCUUCCUCAGAGCUCUACAGAACUUCAGGAUCCAAUAAUAAUGAUCGAUCAUUUAAACUUUAAAUGAUCGACAGGUAUCAGAAUAUUACUUUCAUGUGUGGUGGCUGAUGGUUCCCAGCUCCACCUCCGCUCUGCUGAGCUGAGAUCUGGUCAGAGGUAAAACAAAAAAUAAUGCACAAUAAAAAAUAAAAAAGUC
Seriola aureovittata is the source of this 4909-nucleotide messenger RNA. RefSeq names its product CD109 molecule (gene cd109). The record is from RefSeq and is a predicted model, not a curated record. Lineage: Eukaryota; Metazoa; Chordata; Actinopteri; Carangiformes; Carangidae. The coding region runs from base 66 to 4478 and encodes 1470 amino acids. Gene Ontology annotation, molecular function: endopeptidase inhibitor activity. The transcript has 33 exons. Gene Ontology annotation, cellular component: extracellular region.